GGUUGUGAUCGCUCCAGGAGGGGGGAUGCUGAGCUGAGCCUCCCUAGGUCCCUACAAGUGUGAAGGGCAGCCUGUCUGUGCCACAGAAGAACUUGGGGACCAUUCUGAGAAGCAGCCUUUUCUCACCACCCCGUUCCUCUUCUGCCUGUCUCGGCUUCUCUAGCUUUUUACAGGAAUUUCCGAUUGAGGCACUAACAGCUAAUUCCACAGGAGUUGUGAGGCAGCCUGUGACACAAACUGAGACAGAAGUUUCCCCUCAGAGGCUGUCUCUUUUUUAUUGGCAAAGACUUCUGGCUCUCCUCAGAGGAAUACCUUGUUGCUUAAGAUGAGUGGCUGUAGAAAACGGUGUAAACGUGAAAUAUUGAAAUUUGCCCAGUACCUCCUCAGACUAUUAACAGGUUCUCUUCAUACAGACAGCGUGGAGGAUGAGCUGGAGAUGGCCACCGUCAGGCAUCGGCCUGAGGCCCUUGAGCUGCUGGAAGCCCAGAGCAAGUUCACCAAGAAGGAGCUCCAGAUUCUUUACCGAGGAUUUAAGAAUGAAUGCCCCAGCGGUGUUGUUAACGAAGACACCUUCAAAGAGAUUUACUCACAGUUCUUUCCACAGGGAGACUCUACAACGUAUGCACAUUUUCUGUUCAAUGCGUUUGACACAGACCACAAUGGAGCUGUGAGUUUUGAGGAUUUCAUCAGGGGUCUUUCCAUUUUGCUCCGGGGGACAGUACAAGAAAAACUCAACUGGGCAUUUAAUUUGUAUGACAUAAACAAAGAUGGCUACAUCACUAAAGAAGAGAUGCUUGAUAUCAUGAAAGCAAUAUACGACAUGAUGGGUAAAUGCACAUAUCCAGUCCUCAAAGAAGACGCUCCCAGACAACACGUGGAGACAUUUUUCCAGAAAAUGGACAAAAAUAAAGAUGGAGUUGUUACUAUAGAUGAGUUCAUCGAAAGUUGCCAAAAAGAUGAAAACAUAAUGCGCUCCAUGCAGCUCUUUGAAAAUGUGAUUUAACUUGUCAAAUACAUCCUCAGACAAAUGUGAAUGAUCCUACCACACAAGUGGGAGCUGCCACUUU
Myotis myotis is the source of this 1067-nucleotide messenger RNA. It is a transcript of the gene KCNIP4, whose product is annotated as potassium voltage-gated channel interacting protein 4. The record is from RefSeq and is a predicted model, not a curated record. The coding region runs from base 326 to 1003 and encodes 225 amino acids. The transcript is spliced from 8 exons. Gene Ontology annotation, molecular function: calcium ion binding; potassium channel regulator activity. Gene Ontology annotation, biological process: regulation of potassium ion transmembrane transport. Lineage: Eukaryota; Metazoa; Chordata; Mammalia; Chiroptera; Vespertilionidae. Gene Ontology annotation, cellular component: voltage-gated potassium channel complex.